Messenger RNA from Papaver somniferum (opium poppy), 735 nucleotides. RefSeq lists its product as uncharacterized. The coding region runs from base 1 to 735 and encodes 244 amino acids. The record is from RefSeq and is a predicted model, not a curated record. Gene Ontology annotation, molecular function: nucleic acid binding; zinc ion binding. NCBI's taxonomy places the organism in Eukaryota, Viridiplantae, Streptophyta, Magnoliopsida, Ranunculales, Papaveraceae. The transcript has a single exon.
AUGCUUCACAAUCAAUUGAGUGGUGUUAGAAAAGGAAAUUUGUCAAUUCUUGUUUACUUGCACAAUGUUAAAUCCCUGGGUGAUUCUCUAGCGGCUAUUGGUGAAAGAGUGAGUGAAACUUUUCUUACAAUGUAUGUUCUUAAUGGUCUGGGAAGAGCAUAUGAUAAUUUUGUCAUCUCCGCGAAUAAUAGAGAAACACCUUUCACCUUUGCUGAACUCAAACCUCGUCUAAUGAAUCAUGAGCAGUGGUUACUUGAUAAAGAACAAGAUAUGUCUAUCAAUUUUGAUUCACAACAUCCUUCAGCUUUUUACAGUCGAAAUGGUAAUAACUUUGGUGGUGGUAAUAAAAAUAAACCAAAAUUCAAUCCCAAUAACUUUGUGAAUAGUCAAUUUCAAUCUGGUUCCUCUUCAAAUUCUAAUUCACAAGGUGGUUACAAUGGUGGCUAUUCUGGUGGAGUUCCAAAAAUGGGCGGUCCUUCAAAUUCUGGUGGUAGAAGAACACAGAUUGAUUUUUCCAAAGUUGAGUGUCAAAUAUGCAGAAAAUUUGGUCACUUUGCAAAUAGGUGCUAUUAUAGAUAUGCUUCAGAUAAGAAGCAAAAUAACAAUCACUCUGCAUAUAUUGCUUCAGAAGAAGAUGGUUUUCAUUAUAUGGAUCCUUCUGCAAAUAUAGCUACUAUGGAUCAAGCUUUUUCUAGUAUGACAAUGCAAAAUCCUACAAUGAGUGAUCCUUCUUGA